AUGGGCUCGCGGCCAUAUUAUGCAAAGCCAUACGAAAUUGUAGUGGACCUUACCCAUACUGGGCCUAGCAAUCGCUUCAAAACAGACUUUCUGUCCAAGUGGUUUGUUGUUUUUCCUGGCUUUGCUUAUGACAACGUCUCUGCAGUCUAUAUCUAUAACUGUAACUCCUGGGUCAGGGAAUACACCAAGUACCACGAGCGGCUGCUGACUGGCCUCAAAGGUAGCAAAAGGCUUGUUUUCAUAGACUGCCCUGGGAAACUGGCAGAGCACGUAGAGCAUGAGCAGCAGAAACUGCCCGCCGCCACCCUGGCUUUAGAAGAGGACCUGAAGGUGUUCCACAACGCCCUCAAGUUCAAAACUGGUCAAAUCAAUGGAGAUCUGCUAAUAUACCAUGUCUUGCUGACUUUAAAGCCAUAUUAUGCAAAGCCAUACGAAAUUGUAGUGGACCUUACCCAUACUGGGCCUAGCAAUCGCUUCAAAACAGACUUUCUGUCCAAGUGGUUUGUUGUUUUUCCUGGCUUUGCUUAUGACAACGUCUCUGCAGUCUAUAUCUAUAACUGUAACUCCUGGGUCAGGGAAUACACCAAGUACCACGAGCGGCUGCUGACUGGCCUCAAAGGUAGCAAAAGGCUUGUUUUCAUAGACUGCCCUGGGAAACUGGCAGAGCACGUAGAGCAUGAGCAGCAGAAACUGCCCGCCGCCACCCUGGCUUUAGAAGAGGACCUGAAGGUGUUCCACAACGCCCUCAAGCUAGCUCACAAAGACACCAAAGUUUUUAUUAAAGUUGGUUCUACUGCCGUUCAAGUAACCUCAGCAGAGCGAACAAAAGUCCUGGGGCAAUCAGUCUUUUUAAAUGAUAUUUAUUAUGCCUCGGAAAUUGAAGAGAUCUGCCUAGUGGAUGAGAACCAGUUCACCUUAACCAUUGCAAACCAGGGCACACCACUCACCUUCAUGCACCAGGAGUGUGAAGCCAUUGUUCAGUCUAUCAUUCACAUCCGGACCCGCUGGGAGCUGUCACAGCCUGACUCUAUCCCCCAGCACACCAAGAUUCGGCCAAAAGAUGUCCCUGGGACUCUGCUCAACAUUGCAUUACUUAAUUUAGGCAGUUCAGACCCUAGUUUACGGUCAGCUGCCUAUAAUCUUCUGUGUGCCUUAACUUGUACCUUUAAUUUAAAAAUCGAGGGCCAGUUACUAGAGACAUCAGGUUUGUGUAUCCCAGCCAACAACACCCUCUUCAUUGUCUCAAUUAGUAAGACCCUGGCAGCCAAUGAGCCACACCUCACAUUGGAAUUUUUGGAAGAGUGUAUUUCUGGAUUUAGCAAAUCUAGUAUUGAAUUGAAACAUCUUUGUUUGGAAUAUAUGACUCCAUGGCUGUCAAAUCUAGUUCGUUUUUGUAAGCAUAACGAUGAUGCCAAACGACAAAGAGUUACUGCCAUUCUUGAUAAGCUGAUAACAAUGACCAUAAAUGAGAAACAGAUGUACCCAUCUAUUCAAGCAAAAAUAUGGGGGAGCCUUGGGCAGAUUACAGAUCUGCUUGAUGUUGUACUAGACAGUUUCAUCAAAACCAGUGCGACAGGUGGCCUGGGAUCAGUCAAAGCUGAGGUGAUGGCAGAUACUGCCGUAGCUUUGGCUUCUGGGAAUGUGAAGUUGGUUUCAAGCAAGGUUAUUGGAAGGAUGUGCAAAAUAAUUGAUAAGACAUGUUUAUCCCCAACUCCUACAUUAGAACAACAUCUCAUGUGGGACGAUAUUGCUAUUUUAGCGCGCUACAUGCUGAUGCUUUCCUUCAACAAUUCCCUUGAUGUGGCAGCUCAUCUCCCCUACCUCUUCCACAUCGUUACUUUCUUAGUAGCCACAGGGCCACUGUCCCUUAGAGCUUCCACACAUGGAUUGGUCAUUAAUAUCAUUCACUCUCUGUGUACUUGUUCACAGCUUCAUUUUAGUGAAGAGACCAAGCAAGUUUUGAGACUCAGUUUAACAGAGUUCUCAUUACCCAAAUUUUACUUGCUGUUUGGCAUUAGCAAAGUCAAGUCAGCUGCUGUCAUUGCCUUCCGUUCCAGUUACCGGGACAGGUCGUUCUCGCCUGGCUCCUAUGAGAGAGAGACUUUUGCUUUAACGUCUUUGGAAACAGUCACAGAAGCUUUGUUGGAGAUCAUGGAGGCAUGUAUGAGAGAUAUUCCAACAUGCAAGUGGCUGGACCAGUGGACAGAACUAGCUCAAAGAUUUGCAUUCCAAUAUAACCCAUCCCUGCAACCAAGAGCUCUUGUUGUCUUUGGCUGUAUUAGCAAGCGAGUGUCUCAUGGGCAGAUAAAGCAAAUUAUCCGAAUUCUUAGCAAGGCACUUGAGAGUUGCUUAAAAGGACCUGAUACUUACAACAGUCAAGUUUUGAUAGAAGCUACAGUAAUAGCACUAACCAAAUUACAGCCACUUCUUAAUAAGGACUCCCCUCUGCACAAAGCACUCUUCUGGGUGGCUGUGGCUGUGCUGCAGCUUGAUGAGGUCAACUUAUAUUCAGCAGGCACCGCACUUCUUGAACAAAACCUGCACACCUUAGAUAGUCUCCGGAUAUUCAAUGACAAGAGUCCAGAGGAAGUAUUUAUGGCAAUCCGGAAUCCUCUAGAAUGGCACUGCAAGCAAAUGGAUCAUUUCGUUGGACUCAAUUUCAACUCUAACUUUAACUUCGCACUAGUUGGACACCUCUUAAAAGGGUACCGGCAUCCUUCACCAGCCAUUGUUGCAAGAACAGUCAGAAUUUUGCAUACGCUACUAACUCUGGUUAACAAACAUAGAAACUGUGACAAAUUUGAGGUGAAUACGCAGAGUGUGGCUUACUUAGCAGCUUUACUCACAGUAUCUGAAGAAGUUCGAAGUCGAUGCAGCUUAAAACAUAGAAAGUCACUUCUUCUUACUGAUAUUUCAAUGGAAAAUGUUCCUAUGGAUACAUAUCCCAUUCACCAUGGCGACCCCAGCUAUAGGACACUAAAAGAGAAUCAGCCGUGGUCUUCUCCCAAAGGUUCUGAAGGGUACCUUGCAGCCACCUAUCCAGCAGUGGGCCAGACCAGUCCUCGAGCCAGGAAAUCCAUGAGCUUGGACAUGGGGCAACCUUCCCAGGCCAACACUAAAAAGCUGCUCGGAACAAGGAAAAGUUUUGAUCACUUGAUAUCAGACACAAAAGCUCCUAAGAGGCAAGAAAUGGAAUCAGGAAUCACAACACCCCCCAAAAUGAGGAGAGUAGCAGAAACUGAUUAUGAAAUGGAAACUCAAAGGAUUUCUUCAUCACAACAGCACCCGCACUUACGUAAAGUUUCAGUGUCUGAAUCGAAUGUUCUUUUGGAUGAAGAAGUACUUACUGAUCCGAAGAUCCAAGCACUGCUUCUUACUGUUCUAGCUACACUUGUAAAAUAUACCACAGAUGAGUUUGACCAACGAAUUCUUUAUGAAUACUUAGCAGAAGCCAGUGUUGUGUUCCCCAGAGUUUUUCCUGUUGUACAUAAUUUGUUGGACUCUAAGAUCAACACCCUGUUGUCAUUGUGCCAAGAUCCAAAUUUGUUAAAUCCGAUCCACGGAAUUGUGCAGAGUGUGGUGUACCAUGAAGAAUCCCCACCACAGUACCAAACAUCUUACCUGCAAAGUUUUGGUUUUAAUGGCUUGUGGCGGUUUGCAGGACCCUUUUCAAAGCAAACACAAAUCCCAGACUAUGCUGAGCUUAUUGUUAAGUUUCUUGAUGCCUUGAUUGACACGUACUUGCCGGGAAUUGAUGAAGAAACCAGUGAGGAGUCCCUCCUGACACCCACAUCUCCUUACCCUCCUGCACUGCAGAGCCAGCUUAGUAUCACUGCCAACCUUAACCUCUCUAAUUCCAUGACCUCACUCGCAACUUCCCAGCAUUCCCCAGGAAUCGACAAGGAGAACGUUGAACUCUCCCCCACCACUGGACACUGUAACAGUGGACGAACUCGCCAUGGAUCCGCAAGCCAAGUGCAGAAGCAAAGAAGCACUGGCAGUUUCAAACGUAAUAGCAUUAAGAAGAUCGUGUGAAGCUUUCUUUCUUUCCUUUUUCAAACCAACUUAAUGUGGGCUCUUCACUAGUGACCCUUCCCCAGCUUUGCUCCUCCCCACAUGUGAUGCUGCACUUCAUUGUUUCUAAUGACCCCGUCCAGUCUGCCAUGUUGCCAGAUGAUCAACUCUUGGAAGCAUUGCAUAAUUUUAAUGCUGCUUUUUCUUUCAUUUUUUUCCUCCUACUUUUGGCAUGUAUCUGGUAUAAGGAAGUGUUCCAAACAGCUGCAAAAAAAAGUGGGAAGUCAGGAAACUUGAACCGAGAACAUCCCAAUUGUGAGAGAAGAUGAGUUCUUGAAAGCCGCUACUACUGGCCAGCUGCGAAAGCCAUUUGCACAGAGCUCUGCCUUCUAUGUUUCCCCCUUCGUCGUCAUACCAAGUAAAGUGUUCGUCUUAUUUACACACUUCCCACGAUAGAAGUUUUCAGGAGAAAUAACCCAGUAUGUUUAAUCUGACUUUUAGCUGUGGACUUUUUUUUACGUUACAAAGCUGAAGGAACCAUAGAAGUCAAGCCUCAGUGACUUCACACCAUAAAGCCACAGGCAAGGUACUCUGGGGAGUGGGAGGACUUAAGUUCUGUAGUGGAUUCUUAAGAAAUACUAACACUUGAGUAUUAGCAAUAAUUACAGGGAAAUAGCGUGACCACGUAUAUCUUAACAUCACUGAAUUAAAGCUAUGGGUUCUGAGGCCUUAUCCAAACUCAGUCAUCCAAACUAGUUUAUUUUUUUCUCCAGUAAAUUAUCUUUACAUCUUUAAAUAUGCCGAAGGUUAGUCUUUUGUUUUCGUUUUUGUUAUUUUAUAAGCCAAAACUAUACUAAGUAUAGUAAUUAUACUUUUUUCCCCUCCUCCUCUUCUUUCAAAUAAUUCAGAGCAGGGUAAUCAGUGAACGAAGUGUGUUCCCAGAAGGUGAUUUCUGUAGAUGAUUACAUUCGCUCCAUAGCAGAAUGAAAUGGUACGUGACUUCUAGAGUAGGUGAUACUUUGAUUUUGUUAAAUAAUUUUCCAAGAAACAUAGAGUAUGGUGUAUAUUAUCAUAAAUUUCUUUGAUAAAAUGUAUUUUAAAUGUAUUUCGAUCUUCUCCCUCCCCUCCAAAAAAAAUCAGGAAUCUCUUUAGCAAAACAUUUGGUUUCUAUAUGAUAGAGUUACAUCUAAUCACUGUGAAAAGACUGGUCAGCCUGCAUUAGUCUGAUGAUGGGGACCUUUGCGUUGCUGCUAUCGGGAACGGUAUGGAUUACCAUGGCGUUGGCAUUUCCAUCGUGGUGCAGGUCCAGUUUCGUUGUGGUACCUGCAGUAUGCAAAAUAAUUUGACUUCAGUGAGCAUAUUCGUGUCUGGAUAUUCCAAUUUAGAGCUAAACCAUAUUUAUUACAAAAAGAUACUAUCCCUUUACUCCCAGGUUCCCUUUUAUAUAUGUUAAGGUAUAAUGGCUUUGGGAGGGGAAAAAAGAAACCUAGGAAACAGGGGAGUUUCCUGUAGUGCUGUUUCAUUAGUGGAUUUCAGUAAAUUAAAUUCCACAGCUAACUCAAUAAAUAAUGGUACAUUUAAGUGUUCUGAUUUUUAAUAAUAUAACACAUUUCACAUUUACUCACACAGUAACAAUGUAAUAUGUUAAUGUAAAUAAAAUUGCUUUUGAUAUUCAGAAAUAACAAGAAUUUAAUUUUUUUUAAAAUUUGUUUACAGUCCUGGGAAAAGUUAAGAACCAUUUGCCAAAAUAAAAGGAGAAAUAAAAAAAAGACUUUAGUAUUAAUAGUGAUUUUAAUGUGGAAAAUAUUGAAGACAGGUGCAUUUAACUGAACUUUCAUUUGUAUCUAUUGUAGAAGCUUCAGUAGAAUCAAAUGUUUAUAAUAACAGAGCAACUAAGACUGCAAAAAAGCUAAGAUUAGAACCGAGUUUAGAAGUAGAUCAGUAACGUAUUGCCAAGGAUGCCAGGCCGCUGCACGCUCUUGGCUCUCCCAUAACCCGGUGCUUCUGGGGUAGGUGUCACAGCUGCUGGGCUCCUGGGACAGCAGGCAACUGUGAGCCUUGAAUAGCUUUGGUUCCACGUUUUUCCUCUGUUGGUCUGGUACAUAUGACGGUGGGUGAUGCGCUCUUUCACUUUUCCCAUCGAAGCAGAGAAACUUCCAAAGGUCUACUGUCGAAAAUGCUCAUCUUUCUUACCAUGAACAAGUUUACCAAAGUAUAAUAUUUAAGAUUCCCCUGUAGUGUAAUGAAAGGAAUUAAUUCCCUUGAAGUACCUCAUGAGAUGAUGAGCAUUGUACAAAUUAAAAUUGAGCCUUCUUUGGAUUAUAAAAAUAAUUUUGACCAGUACAUCCUGGAAAUUUGAAAACUUACUAAGGCUUAAAUUUAAUGUUGUUUGAAAAAUGACUUUCGAGGAAAAUCUAACUUUCCAAGCGACCAAAACAAACAUGAGACAAAUCUCUCACCAGUGUUUCCCCUGAGAAACAAAACACUUUUUAAAGUCCUCACACCGUGAUCUACAGAAGAAAUCCUGAAGUUCACACCAAGUUACCCAUUUUGCAUAAUUUGAUGUAAGUUCUGUAAAGAACCUUACCAGUCAUUUGCUUUGGGUUUGUAGAUUGUUUCUUCCUAACUUUUUAAAGAGGAAAACAGCAACUCAGUCAUGUUUUUGUCAUGCAUAAUCCACCUGUUUUGCCAGUGCUCCCAUCCUAGGGCCUGAACUUACUGUCAUCCCUAAGACACAGUCAACUAGCUGUGGGGGAACGUGGCCUUUCCCCCAUCACCACCUGUCCAUUACUGAGCCAGGCCUGAGGACCCCACGGUGAGCACCCCAGGGACAGAUGUCCUGGCAGGGGAGACAGUGCCAGCCAGCAACCCUCCUGGGUAGGUAGGUUGAAGGGAUCUCCAUUUCCUUUUGUUUUUGGGGGGGUUUGUUUCUACGUUUCCCCCCAGGCAUAAUGAGGCAUGUCUUCUCCAAUGUUAUGCAAUGGACUUAUACAAUGAUUCACUCUUAGUGUCAGCCACACGAUUUUUUUUAAUGCAGUAUAUUCACCUGUAAAUAGUUUGUGUAAAAUUUGACAGAAAAGUAUAUUUACUACACUGUAAAUACAUGUGAUGAUAUAUUGUAUUAUUUUGCUUUUUUGUAAAGCAGUUAGUUGCUGUACAUGGAUAACACACACAACUUUGAUUACUCUUGUGUUAGCAUUGUUAACUUCUUCCUGCGACUGCAUUACAUCGCUUAAAGGAAAUGCCGUGUAUUGUAAACUUACCUUGGAGAGGAUACCUUACUCUCCUUUCCAUCCGGGCCUGAACUUUGGCAGUCCCCUCGUCAGCAGCCUUGUUAACGUCCUAAGCAAUCGAACGCCAGCAGGAGAAAUGCUGCCCAGCAGACACAAGGACCAUCGUAGGGGAAGUCGUAGAAACCCGUCUCAGAUCAUUGUCUCCGCCAUUCCCUCUGUGUAUGUACUCCCCACCCCACCCCCCUUUUUUUUAAGUAAAAUGUAAAUUCAAUCUG
This is a messenger RNA of Tupaia belangeri chinensis (Chinese tree shrew), 7522 nucleotides long. RefSeq names its product neurofibromin 1 (gene NF1). The record is from RefSeq and is a predicted model, not a curated record. The transcript is spliced from 24 exons. Lineage: Eukaryota; Metazoa; Chordata; Mammalia; Scandentia; Tupaiidae. Bases 1 to 4035 code for a protein of 1344 amino acids.